AUGCCUCCUCCCGUUGAAGAUAUGUCCGACGAGGAGACCGGCGAUAUUCCUUUCAGAAAUGCUCCAGAGUCAAAUGGCAAAGACGACCAGGAGUCCCCGGAAGACGAAGGAGACGAUGGAGACGAAGAGGAGGACGACGAGGAAGAGGGACUUUACGUUGUCGAGGAUAUUAUUCAACACGAUUGGCUUGAUGAUGGAACGCUCAAACUCUUGGUGAAAUGGAAAGGCUACGACAAGCUCGAAGACCACACAUGGGAAGAGGAGGAGGGUCUCUUGGAUGGAGCCGGCGACAUUGUCACAGCUUACUACAAGAAGAUCGGUGGCCGCCCGAAGAAGGACGGAGAGAAGCCCGCGGCAGCAAAGCCAGGUCGCAAGCGCAAAUCUAUGGGCGAUUCGAAGGCUGCUAAGACUCCGGCCCCCGCAGCGACCGAAGCCAAGAGACAGCGCCGAAAGUCAGCGCCGAAAGAAACGUCCAAGCAAGCUUCCCCCUCGUCCGACGAAAAUGGCGUUUCAUGGCUUCCAAAGGGGAAGAACUGGGAUAAGGAUGUGAAAGAGGUGGACACAAUUGUCCGGGAGGGCGAUGCGGGUCUUAUGGCCUGGCUCGAGUUCAAUAACGGACACAAGGCGAAACUGUCUGUACAGGCCUGCUAUGAAAAGUGUCCUCUGAAAAUGCUCAAAUUUUACGAAUCGCACCUUGUCUUUAAGGAUAAUUGA
This is a messenger RNA of Penicillium verrucosum, 714 nucleotides long. Its product is annotated as chromo domain-containing protein. Gene Ontology annotation, cellular component: nucleus; pericentric heterochromatin. Lineage: Eukaryota; Fungi; Ascomycota; Eurotiomycetes; Eurotiales; Aspergillaceae. Gene Ontology annotation, biological process: negative regulation of transcription by RNA polymerase II; chromatin organization. The coding region runs from base 1 to 714 and encodes 237 amino acids. The transcript has 7 exons. Gene Ontology annotation, molecular function: chromatin binding. The record is from RefSeq and is a predicted model, not a curated record.